Strongyloides ratti is the source of this 1203-nucleotide messenger RNA. RefSeq names its product Tetraspanin 26A. The transcript has 4 exons. Bases 1 to 1203 code for a protein of 400 amino acids. Gene Ontology annotation, cellular component: membrane. NCBI's taxonomy places the organism in Eukaryota, Metazoa, Nematoda, Chromadorea, Rhabditida, Strongyloididae. The record is from RefSeq and is a predicted model, not a curated record.
AUGGUCAAUAAAAGAAAAAAAGUUGUCAAACCGAGACAAGAAAUUUGUAUGCCAUUAAAAUGGUUGUGCUUUUUAAUUGGAUUUGCAUUAUUUUUAAUUGGUAUUAUUCUUACGGGCUUGGGAGUUUAUCUUAUUGUAACAGACUUACGACCAUUACAAGAUCUCAUUGAUAUUAUAAUUAAUCCAUCAAUUUUACUAGCAAUAAUUGGUUCUUUUAUCAUUUUUGUCGCAUCAUGUGCUUUUUGGGGUGCACUUCGUGAAUCUAGUUAUCUUCUAAAAAUCUUUUCAUUUACAAUUUUUUUAUCUUAUCUUAUAACUGUUAUUUUUGCUUUUCUUAUAUUUUUUACUUUCUAUACUCAUCCUGAUGAUAAUAUUUCUGCACAAAGUAUCAUGUUAUAUGCUAUCAAAAAUUAUAAUAAUAAUAGAAAUGUUGCUGAAUUUGUUGAUUAUAUACAAGAACAGUUUGAAUGUUGUGGAGCCUCAUCAAUUUCUCAGGGAUAUAAAGAUUGGUUGAUUAAUGAACAAUUUAGUUGUAAUAUUUCUAAUCCAUAUCCUGAAAAAUGUAGUGUACCAUUUUCAUGUUGUAGAAAAUCAAAAAAUAUUGUUAAUGAAGAUAAUUUACAAACAAAUAAACUUGUUCCAGCAAUGGCUUCAUUUCAUUGUUGGAAAGAUGUACAAGAUAAAAGAGUACAAGAUAUAGAAUCUAGAAUUAAUACAUUUGGUUGUAUUUAUCCAAUACGUCAAUUAUUUGAAAAAAAUGCUGUCUACCUUGGAACUAUUGUAUCAUUAAUUAUUAUGCCAGUUUGUUUAAUAAUAUGUUUAUCUCAUGUAUUGGCAAAACAAAUAGAUUACCAAAAAUAUUUAUUAGAAAGAGAGGCACGAAGAUAUGAAAGAUAUCAACGUCGUGAAGCACGUCAAAGAUACAAUGAACAUUAUUCAGCUGUCCUUCAAACAUAUAAAUUAAAUGAAGAAGAUGAUUUAACAGAAAAUUUAAAUAAACCUCAUGAAGUAAGAAAGCAUUCCAAUACACAACAUCAUUAUAAAAGCCAUCAAAAAAAUGGAGCACCAACAAAUGGAGUUAUUAAAUUAUCAAAUUGUCAAAAUAAUAAUACUACUUCAGUGGAAGCCAUUGAAAAUAAAAGGGUAAUUUCAAAUAAUGAAGGUAAUUCAAGAAAAAUUUCUAAAAUGUCGCAGCGAUCAUGA